Molecule: messenger RNA, 224 nt
Organism: Racocetra fulgida
Lineage: Eukaryota; Fungi; Glomeromycota; Glomeromycetes; Diversisporales; Gigasporaceae
Source: the annotation of a GenBank genome assembly
ACAUUACUCAAAUAGCCAACUCUACUUUGUUGAAUUCAAACCCUUCAUAUCUUCCUCAAUUUAUUACAUCAGAAAUUUCUCAACUACCACCUUUAUCACCACCUCCAUCAUUUAUUCUAGAAGAGUUUUUGAAUUAUUCUACAACUGUUGAUCAAAUUUUUUCACCUGAUCUUGAUUAUAUUGAACCAUAUGAUUUGAUUGAAUUUAACUUUUUGAUUCCAUGA